AUGCCGUGCACCACGAGGACCUGGACCCGGAUCGCCCAGAAGAGGGAGAAGCCCACCAGCUGCGCCGGCCACCAGUCGGCCCGCCCAACCGAGCUUCGCAGCGCCCCCGAGCGGCCGAACGACCCCCAUCGGCGGAAAGGCCGCCUGCCCCCAAGUGCGCCAGUUGCGGGGGCCCCCACGACCGGCGGGACUGCCAAUACAGGACCUGGGACUGCCGGAGCUGCGGAAAGACCGGGCACACCGUUUACGAUCGCCACCGACCACAAACCGCUCUUGGGUCUCCUAGCGCCGGACCGCCAGAUCCCCCAAAUUCUGUCCCAGAGGGUACUGAGGUGGAACCAGUUCCUGAACUCCUACAUGUACACUCUGGUCCACCGGGCGGGCAAAUCCAUGGGCCACGCAGACGCCCUCACAUCCACAUCCUCAGCCUCCGCCAUCCGGGCCCUACGCAGGGCAUUAUGCACCCACGGCAUCCCGGACACCAUCGUCUCGGAUAACGGGGCGGCGUUUACCUCGGGGGAAUUCCAGGCGGGCCCCGAGUGGGUGGUGGGACGAGUACUGAGGGUCACGGGUUCCCACCACUACGACAUAUCCACAGAGGGGGGCCAGGUAGUAAGGCGGCACAUUGACCAAAUACGCCGCCGCACAAUACCGGAGGAACCAGUGGGGUUGGAAGAAGGGGAACCCAGGGAGGAGCCGCCCAGGGCUCAACCGGAGGACGCAUCCCCUCCAUCAAAUAUCCCGACACAGGAAGCGGCCGGGCCGGCAGCGACCGAUAGACCGGCAGAACCGGACCAGCAGCUGCAGCCGACGCCACCGCCAACGGAACCACCGACAGCCGGAGCCCCCCCGGAAACCCUACGCCGGUCCACCAGGGAACGGCGACCUCCAGCUUAUCUUCAAGACUAUGUGCAUUCACUAGGAGGGGAGGGGUGUAGUGUAUCGGCAGCGCGUCAGGCCUUGCGCGACGGCGACCAGAGACCAAGUUCUCCGCAUCAGACCAGAGAAUGGAGAACACCUCCGCGCACUGAGGGAGCUGGGGAAAGGGGAGAUUUGCAGCUCGACUUCUGGCGUGGUCCAGCUAAGCCCGGUCUCCCGGUGGACAUGAGAGUGCCUUUCCAGACUCUUCAAUCUGUCAAGGUCUUCUUGGAGUCUGAGGACAUCCCCUAUACCAUCAUGAUAGAGGAUCUACAGGUAUUGCUGGAUAACGAAAAGAAAACAAUGUUGCUGUCCAGGAAGUCUGAAAGGAGCUCUGGGAAAUUCAUCUACUCUUCCUACCACACCAUUCAGGAGAUCUACAGCUGGAUGGAGGAUUUUGUGGCUGCAAACCGGGACCUAGUCAGCCGACUCCUGAUUGGACGGAGCUACGAAGGACGGCCAAUCUACGUCCUCAAGUUCAGCACAGGAGGAGACCGGCGCCCCGCCAUCUGGAUCGACACCGGCAUUCACUCCCGAGAGUGGAUUACCCAAGCCACAGGGCUCUGGACAGCCAACAAGAUUGCCAGCGAAUAUGGCAAAGAUGCUGCACUAACUGCUGUGCUGAAUUCCAUGGACAUCUUUUUGGAGAUUGUCACCAAUCCGGACGGCUUUGCUUACACUCACACUACGAAUCGCAUGUGGCGAAAGACCAGAUCUGUCAAUGCUGGAUCGUCUUGCAUUGGCGUCGAUCCCAACCGGAACUGGGAUGCUGGCUUUGGAGGCCCCGGAUCCAGCAGUAAUCCUUGUGAUGAAACAUACCAUGGGCCCUUCCCUCACUCAGAGAGCGAAGUGAAAUCCAUCGUGAACUUCAUCCUAGGCCACGGAAACGUGAAAUCCGUGCUGUCCAUCCACAGCUAUUCCCAGAUGUUGAUGUACCCCUAUGGCUACAAGGCAGAACCGGCCGCUGACCAGCAGGAAUUGAAUAACUUGGCUCGGAAGGCUGUUUCGGCUUUGGCGGACGUCUACGGCACGGCGUACACUUUCGGCAGCACGAUCGACACCAUCUAUCGAGCUGACGGGACGACCAUUGACUGGAGCUAUGAAAACGGGGUCAAAUACUCCUACACGUUCGAACUGAGGGACACGGGCCGCUACGGCUUUGUCCUACCUGCGGAUCAGAUCAUCCCAACGGCGGAAGAAACUUGGGUGGCUCUCCUGAAGAUCUUGGAACACGUCCGGGACCAUUCUUUCUAACCAAGCAGGGACUCGGGGAGAGCGAUCGACAUAAAUUUGCCAGUCACCACGGGAUAAUAAACAAAAAGGACCAGGGUGUGGAGGUUAGAACUGUUACAGCAAAAUCGCCCCGUGUCCUAUUAAAUACUCCGUAUAACUGUUCUUUAUGAUGUCUAUCUAGUAAAGUCUGUGAAAAAUCCUGCUA
Molecule: messenger RNA, 2356 nt
Organism: Heteronotia binoei (common prickly gecko)
Lineage: Eukaryota; Metazoa; Chordata; Lepidosauria; Squamata; Gekkonidae
Product: carboxypeptidase A1-like
Exons: 14
Coding region: 1-2172 (723 amino acids)
Biological process (GO): proteolysis
Molecular function (GO): metallocarboxypeptidase activity; nucleic acid binding; zinc ion binding
Source: RefSeq, a predicted model, not a curated record